This is a messenger RNA of Prunus armeniaca (apricot), 189 nucleotides long. The record is from the annotation of a GenBank genome assembly. NCBI's taxonomy places the organism in Eukaryota, Viridiplantae, Streptophyta, Magnoliopsida, Rosales, Rosaceae.
AUGGACGAGGAUUGUGCGACGCCGAAGCGGCGGGAGUGCCAGAUACCGGAGAUGCUUCUGUGUCCGCCGCCUCCGAAGAAGAAGGCGGUUGGGGAAACGCAGCGGGACCCGCCGAAGAAUGGUUACUUCCAGCCCCCUGAUCUCGAUGCUCUGUUUGCUCUGCCUCCUCGAACUCAAGCCUGUGCCUGA